AUGGUGACCUUCGCCCUCCCCGGCGAAUACGACGGCGCGGAUGUUGCCAACGGCACUCCCAAGUCACGUCCUCCUCUACCCUUUGCGAAGCGCACUUACGUCGCGACGCCCUAUGCCAACAAGCGCCUGUCAACGUCUGCGGCUUCAUCGCGCAAGCUGCUGAUUACGCGCGAUGAGACGAUGAGCCAAGACCCUGUGUCCUCGUCACGCAACAACCUCUUCAGAGCAACAGCCGUCGAGAGCCCUCCGACAAGCACCACCUUCUCUCCCACCAAUCUCCCCCAGAGCACGAUGAAGAAAGUUUUUGCUCCUGGCGUGACGCCCAUGUCAAAUCGCGUUUAUCGCGAGAACACUGCUCGCGCGACGCCGCGCGGUUUGGCUGCUAACUCGUCAGACAAGGAGCUGUUCAACAUGCGAAUCUCAUCGCCUCCUCCGGAGCUGACUGGCGAAGUCCUGGCGAACAAGGUUCCAAAGGACUGGAAUUCUAAGGGAUCCAUCUACGCCGAUCAGUUCUUGGCUCAUCUCUGCCCUCCAAACCUCGACGACGAGCAGCGUCGCCAGUUCUUCUGCAUUCUCGAUCUACGUCGACUGAAAUAUGCCGCCAACGAGAUCUUCACCAAGAAGAGCUGGAAGCUCAACAUCAUGAACUUUGCCAAGGAGUUCGAAAAGAGUCGGUCUAUCAUCCUGCUCCGAUAUGGACUUUACGAGUUCCAGAGCGUCAAGCCAUCAAAGGAAGUUCUCAAGAGAUGGCGACGGGAGCAUGGCUUGCCCGAUCCCGUGGAAGAGGCAGACGAGGAGGCUGCUGAGGCUCUGGACGGCACGCCAAGCAAACCAGCGACUGCCAAGAAGCGCAAGGCUGAUGACAACUUGUCAAAGGAGACUGUUGAUGCUACUGAGAAUGUGGCCUCGGCGGUCAAGCGAAGGGCCACCGUCAGAGAUGAAGAAGACGAGCCUACUGCCGCUACCCCAGCUCCUAUGAAGAACAAGAGAAAAGCCACCAUUACCGAAGAGUCACCCGCCAAGCUGCAAAAGACGCCUUCUUCUUCCGCCAAGUCGCUCUUUGAGAAGAUUGCCAACAAGCCGGCUGCAAGCCCCGUCCCCGUCAAGGCAGCUGAGAAGAAUGCUGCCAACGGUAGACUUUCUCGCUCAGUUUUCACUAGCUUGAAGCCCCCGGCCAACGGCGUCAGCAACGGCAACAUCUUUGGCUACCUUUCCGAUGCUAGCUCUGCCAAGAACAGCGGAAUCGAGGCUGAUGCUGAGAGCGAAAGCGAGUCUGACAAUGACGAAGAAGUCGAAGAAAGCCAGGAAGCCGGUCAGAGCGACGAACCUAGCGGUGCUAGUGACGCUUCCCCUCAAGUUGGAUCCAACCUGUUUAACACUAAGCCAUCAACCGCCUUUGGCACUGGUGUCUCUAGUGCUGCAGGUACCCGCGAGAGCACUCCGGGACGCAGCCUGUUCGAACGCAUUACCAAGGGUCAAGAUGGACAGCCCGUUCGGGCUGAUGAGAAUGCAGAGGAGGUCAUCCCCAAGGCCCCAGCAUCAUCCUUGAACCAGACCUGGAAUCCCACCAGCACCCCCCUCAAGUUUGCGCCUGCUGCUGCUCCUUCUACUACUCAGAACGGCUCGCUCUUUGGUAAACCAGCCUCUGCUCCCGCUGGCUCCAUCUUCGCACCAAAGAGCACCGCACCAUCCAACAUCUUCGGCGUGUCUAAGCAAGACCAGAGCUCCAAGGCCAACACUCCUCUUUCAGAGACUGACGUGACUGGCGGAGAGUCUGAUAAGGAAAACGACUCCCAGCCUGCCAAGAAGCUGUUUUCUGAACCCAAGGUGGCUGCUCUACCCAGCACCACCGCCGCUCCGCUGUUUGGUUUCAAGCCCGCUGCAGCCGAGCCCGUCAAGCCCGCAGCGACCACUACCAGUCUCUUUGGCGCUAUUGGAAGCUCUGAUGCAACCUCUAAGCUGUUUGGUGAUGUCAAGACAUCAAUCCCUUCGGCGCCUACCUCCGCUCUCUUUGCUCCCAAGAAGGAGAGUGAGAAGCCCAAGGGCAACAGCCUGUUUGCUCUCUUCGGCAUCAAGCCGGCAGAGACGCCUGCUCCCGCUGCCGCUCCCGCCCCCGCUACCAGCCUCUUUGGCACUGCGUCUUCAGCUCCUCCUGCAACGACCGCUCCCGCUAUGUCGUCCAACUUUUUCACUUCUGAGCCUGACCAGUCAACGCCCGCUCCCACUACCACCAACUUGUUUGGCGCUGCUUCAUCGGCCCCAACAACUUCCCUUUUCGGCGCCUCAAGCUCUGUGCCCUCUAAGAAGGAUCCUUCCCCCUCUGCCACAACUCAGCCCGCGUCUGCGCCUCUGUUUAGCUUUGGCACGUCCGCAGGCCCCAAACCCACUGAAACUUCUCAGGCCGCUGCCAAAUCCCUGUUUGGUGCUCCAAAGUCCCCUCCCGCUGCGUCUUCCAGCUUGUUCGCUGGAAGUCCGAUGAAACAGGAUGCGGCAUCACCUGCUAAGAAGCAGUUUGGUCUCGGCACUGAUACUUCGGCCCCUCCUCCGGUGUUCAGCUUCGGCUCAACUGGCGCAAGCUCAGGUUCAUCAAACUUGUUUGGUAACCCUGCGCCUUCUGCGCCUACUCCGGCUCCUCUCUUUGGCGCCACUCCUUCAAGUGCCCAAUCGGGAUCUGGAGACAGCAACGGUGGCAGCUUCAACUUCAACUUUGGAUCUGGAGCAGUAGCACCCGCCUCUACAGGCAGCUUCAACAACCCUUUCUCAUCUGGCAACACUGGGGGAGCCCCGGCUCCGGCAUCAGCUCCCGCACCCGUGUUCUCCUUUGGUUCUUCCGCUCAGCCAGGAGGAGGAUCUGGUAGCUCUGGCGGCUCUGGAAUGUUCCAGUUUGGCAACGGCACCGGAAGUCAGCCCUCUCAAGCAUCAACGCCCUUGUUUGGCGGCGCCUCGGCCACGACUCCCAGCGUGCCAUCUUUCACUGCCACGGGGCCUUCAAGUCAACCAUCGACUUCCAUGUUCUCCUUUGGAGCAAGCAGCCAGCCUUCCUCCGGGUUCAACCUCGCGCCGCCAGCCGGUGGAUCCUCGACCACCGGGACAAACUCUCCAUUCAACCUCGGGGGAGGCUCUAGCUUGGCAACCACACCAGCUGGCGGGACGCCGGAACCAUCGGCCCAACUGAAGACGAACACCAGCGCUGCUGAAAACAACGACGAGGAGGGCGAGAAGCAUGAGCAGAUCAGCCUGACCGAAGGCGUUGAGAAGGAUGAAGAAGUCCUACACGAGGUUCGCGCAAAGGUGCUGAAGUUUGUCCCUGCAGGGGAAGCGUCCGAGAGUGAGGAGAAGAAGUCCAAGAGCCCCUGGGCUACUAAGGGUGUUGGAUCCCUGCGUCUGUUGAAGCACAAGGAAACCAACAAUGUGCGUCUGCUCUUGCGAGCAGAGCCCAGAGGCAACGUCGCGAUGAACCGCUCCGUACUGCCAGAUUUAUCGUACAAGGCGGAUGAGAAGUAUGUGAAAAUGACUACGUCGAAUGACACGGGUGACGGCCUCGAGACCUGGAUGAUCCAGGUGAAGACAAAAGACAUGGCCAAGGCGCUGGCUGAAUCGUUGGAGACGCACAAGGCGUUAAACAAGAAAUAA
This is a messenger RNA of Trichoderma breve, 3633 nucleotides long. Its product is annotated as ranBP1 domain-containing protein. The transcript is spliced from 4 exons. Gene Ontology annotation, biological process: intracellular transport. The record is from RefSeq and is a predicted model, not a curated record. NCBI's taxonomy places the organism in Eukaryota, Fungi, Ascomycota, Sordariomycetes, Hypocreales, Hypocreaceae. Bases 1 to 3633 code for a protein of 1210 amino acids.